This is a messenger RNA of Sphaeroforma arctica JP610, 943 nucleotides long. RefSeq lists its product as hypothetical. The transcript has 2 exons. NCBI's taxonomy places the organism in Eukaryota, Ichthyosporea, Ichthyophonida. The record is from RefSeq and is a predicted model, not a curated record. Bases 92 to 943 code for a protein of 283 amino acids.
GUGGGUGGAGAUUACACCCCGGGCAUGUAUCGCCCUUCGCUGGUACUUGAUUGAGUUAGAAAGUUCCCAAGUCCAGCAUCCCUCUAAGGUCAUGGCGCUCGGUAUGCACGCCUUUGCGUCUCCAGCCAAGCAAGCCCCAUACACCGCGGACUUGCGCCAAGCCUUCUCGACCAGUGUGCCCAGACCCGCCAGUCUGAAACCCAGGUUGGUACUCAACCACUCAUCCACCCCUCUCGGAAGCACCUUCCAGCCCCUGCCCAGGAGGUUCCACCACCGGCCACUAGGCCCCCGAAGCCUAAUUGGUCCUUUCCGUUUCUCAGUGUCUCGUCACCAGUGGGUGAUACGGAACCAGCAAGAUGCUUACGAUCACCAAGGUCGUCGCAAGCUCUACGACGAUGGCUUAGUAUGGGAUAUAGUCACCAAAGAAUGGAUCCCCAAGCACUCCGGCAAGUUUUAUCGGAGCCCCCAAACAGGGGCGUGGCAUGCGUUCAACGAUCACCUGGAACCACCACCUGUAAAAGAGGUGACGGACCAGAUGCUCGAAGACCACUUGACGGACUCAGCUUCUUUGACGAGGCACUCUCCGAAAUGGAGCAGUCCGCCUUUAACUUCCUCCACAAUUCGCGAGGGCCGCAUCUUUUUUGAGGAUUCGAACCUCAGAGGGUAUUCGAACUCCAACGUGGCAUAUCAUAUCCAGUGUGAACGCCGUGAACGGGAACAGUUCAACAAGGGGCGUGACUACGAGCGUCGCCGCGAAUCCGGCCCCUCGCCACGAAUCUGGUGCAGAGCCUCGAACUUCACGCCCACCUUCCGUCCCCAACGACCCGCCCCAAGACUUCGACAUGGUCAUCCGCGGACCGACGCUCACGUUCGCGAGAUCCUGAACGCUCCCGUUCCCGCUGGGUUCCUCGUACCCCAGGCCGUUCCCCUGCGAGAGAUAUAA